Eimeria mitis is the source of this 1833-nucleotide messenger RNA. RefSeq lists its product as uncharacterized. NCBI's taxonomy places the organism in Eukaryota, Apicomplexa, Conoidasida, Eucoccidiorida, Eimeriidae. The record is from RefSeq and is a predicted model, not a curated record. The coding region runs from base 1 to 1833 and encodes 610 amino acids. The transcript is spliced from 5 exons.
AUGCUGCAGCAGCAAACGCUGCAGCAGCAGCACGAAGAAGAAUAUCAGCACGUUGUCCAGAGGCUGCAAGAGCAGAAGUUAAUAUACGAGCAGCAGCAGCAGCAGCAGCAGCAGCAGCAGCAGCAAUUGCUGCUGCUGCAGCAGGAACGAGAGCUUCAGCAGCGGCAAGAGCAGCAGCAGUUGCAGCAGCAGCUUUUGCUGCAGCAGAUGCAGCAGCAGCAGCAGCAGCAAUCAUAUCGCUCAGCAGCAGCACUGCGGUUAGCAGAUGAUUCAGAAGCAGCAGCAGCAACAGCAGCAGCAGCAGCAGCAGCUGCUGCUGCUGCUGCUGCAGAGCUUGAAGAGGGGGAGCGUGCUGCGCAGCAGGCGCAGCAAGAUGCUGCAGUAGCACAGAGUGCAGCAGCAGCAGCAGCAGAAGCAGCAGCAGGAGUGGAGGCAGCUGUAGCAGCAACAGCAGCAGCAGAAGCAAGUCGAGCAGCAGCAGCAGCAGCAGCAGAAAGAGUUCCAGCAUUAGCAGCACAAGGUAGUGUUGCUGCAGCAGCAGCAGCAGAUGCAGAAGCUGCUGCUGCUGUUGCAGAGCAAGCAGAGGCUCUCGUGCAUGCAGCCCUAGCAGACCUCCAAGCAGCAACGCAGCAGCAGCAGCAGCAGCAGCAGCAGCAGCAGCAGCAGCAGCAGCAGCAGCAGCAGAGACAGUCUGUGGGGAGGCCCCCCAGGCGCUCGUCAAGGCCUCACCUGCUGGGGGGUACCCUAAUACAAAACCAGCAGCAGCUGCAUCCGGCGCGGCUGCAGCAGCUGCUGCAGCAGCAGCAGCAGCAGCAGCAGCAGAUGCUGCAGCACAGACAGCAAACACCCUUUCUCCCGCAAACAACGAGAUUUCAGUAUAAACAACAGCAGCAACUGCAGCAGCAGCAGCUGCUGCAGCAGCAGCAGCAGCUGCAGCAGCAGCAGCUGCUGCAGCAGCAACGUGCUGCUGACACAUCCCCUGCUAGGGCCGUAUCUCCCCUCCACUACAGGCAGCGCUUGCUGCAGCAGCAGCAGCAGCAGCUGCAGCAGCAGCAGCAGCAGCAGCAGCAGCAGAGUGCUCGUGCUCAGGAGCUGCAAGAAAGAUUGCGGCAGGUAAUGAAGGAGGAGGAGCUCAGCAGGAUGGAGUUAGCUCUGCUGCAGCAGCAGCAGCAGCAGCAGCAACUGCAGCAGCAGCAACUGCAGCAGCAGCAGCUGCUGGCAGCAGACCUGCUGCAGCAGCAGCAGCAGCAGCAGCAGCAGAUGCUGCAGCACAGACAGCAAACACCCUUUCUCCCUCAAACGACGAGAUUUCAGUAUAAACAACAACAGCAACUGCAGCAGCAGCAGCUGCUGCAGCAGCAGCAGCAGCUGCAGCAGCAGCUGCAGCAGCAGCAGCAGCAGCAGCAGCAACGUGCUGCUGACACAUCCCCCGCUAGAGCCCAGCUGUAUAUACAAGCAGCAGAAGAAGAAGCAACAGCGCAGCAGCAGCAGCAGCAGCUGCUGCUGCAGCAGCAGCAGCAGCUGCUGCAGCAGCAGCAAAACAGCACUAUACGCGGCGAUGCCUGGACGGUUAGACCUGCAGCAGAAACUUUUUCCUUUGGUGAUGGUGGAGUGCAGCAGCAGCAGCAGCAGCAGCAACAGCAGCAGCUGCUGCAGCAGCAGCCGCUGCAGCAGCAGCAGCUGUCUCUUCAGCGCAGCAGCAGACAUGAAGGUCCUGCUGCUGCUGCUGCUUCUGCUGCUCUCGAUACACUAGCUGAUCAGCAGCAAAAGAUACAGACACACGCAUGCAGCUGCAGCAAUCUGCUGCUGCAGCAGCAGCAGCAGCAAGCAUAA